Molecule: messenger RNA, 970 nt
Organism: Tricharina praecox
Lineage: Eukaryota; Fungi; Ascomycota; Pezizomycetes; Pezizales; Pyronemataceae
Product: C-terminal of NADH-ubiquinone oxidoreductase 21 kDa subunit-domain-containing protein
Exons: 5
Coding region: 67-627 (186 amino acids)
Source: RefSeq, a predicted model, not a curated record
CGUCGCACGCACCACACCGCACCACCACUAUCCACCCCGCCGUUCACACAUCGCCCGCCCGCAACAAUGGCAGAACGCGACAUCAUCCCGCCCAAGCACAUCGAGACCGAGUUCCCGGUCAUCGAUACGGACCCCCACUUCACGCGUGUACUCCGGUACAUGCGUCCGGCCGACUACGGCGUAGCCGCUGUGACCGCGGCCGCCGGCCCCGCCGGCUUCAUGCUGAUGGAGCGCAUGUCGCCGUCGCAGGCGUCGCAGGCCGCCUUGCGCUCCAGCAUGCGGCUCAUGGGCGCCAUCGGACUCACCGCUGGUUUCCUGCGGGCCUACAACAAGUCAUCUCUCCGCUUCUGGGGCUGGGAAGAGAACGCGCGCGAGGUCGAGAUGGACAUGCGCGAGAUGGUCGACAAGGUCAAGAAUAAGGAGCCGCUCUAUGGCGUCUCAAGCCUCAGCCCGUAUAUGCAGGGUGUGGCUGCCAGAAACUCGAGAUACUCCCAGAUCUUCUUCCAUGUUAUCCCCUGGUUCAACUUUGUCAAUCAUAACCAGCACGGUGUCGACACGCUCAAGUACUUCCGCGCGGCUGAGGAGGAGCUGGAGGCCGAGGCGAGGACACGGGAGGGGAGGUUGUAGGUGUUUCGUCGAUGCGCAGCUCACUCUACUAGUAUAGUACCGGACGAGACGGAAAUGGAGAGGAAAAGGAUGGAUAUUGCAUUGUUUUUCGUAGACGACAGCUUCAUGGCCGAUUGCGAAAUAAGUAUCCCCGGGAAAGAGGUGAUACGGUGCUCGGGCUUCGGUAGUCAUCGUGUUGAUAUAUCUGUCGUCACUCGUUCCGUGGUGUAUUCUGUAGUGUCAGACUGAAGUUUUGGAAUUUUACAUUGCAAAUGUAAGCACAUCUGAGAGAAAGGCGUAUUCUGGUACCCAUACACGACGGCAGGCUGAACGAAACUUGGGGUACCUAAUUGCCAAACUACUC